UGUUUAAUAAGUUUGACUUGCAUGCCGUCUCUAUCUACAUACACAGAUACAUGCAAAAGGAACUACUAUACGAAAGAAAUUAUCAAGCAUACAAGUGAAGACGACGAUGGAGAGUCAUUUAGAGGGAGAUGAUGAAGUAGUUCUGGCGCCUGCUAGUCCCUUUUCGCAGUACAUGAACAGCUCUGUGUUGUCCUUCUCCAUUAUUGCUGUUCUGGAAUCAAGUGUUCCAAUUGAAGAUGAUGAUUCAGUCAUCCUUUCUGAAAUCAGGGAUGUCUUUUUGCCCAUUAAUCCAAGGUUUUCCUCAAUCAUGGUGACCGGAAAAAAUGGUGAGAAGAAUUGGAAACCGGUGAAAGUUAAUCUUGAAGACCAUCUGAAAGUCCCGAUAUUCCCCGUCGGGAAGCCGUUGGAAUUCUACGACUACUGUCUGUCGGAGUAUCUGACGAAGAUAUCCACGGAACCAUUCCCGCAAACUCAACCGUUAUGGGAGAUUCACAUAUUCCGGUACCCGACGAGCAAUGCUGCCGGGAACUGUAUCUUCAAGCUCCACCACUCGCUCGGAGACGGCUACUCCUUGAUGGGAGCUCUUCUUUCUUGCCUAUAUAUAUGUGUGUGUGUGUGUGUAAAAAUAAAGGAAAAUGCAUAUAUAUUUUCACUAUCUUGAUUUUAUUGAUUUGGCAUGACGGUUUGCAGAAUUUAUUGGUGACAAUGCUGAGCUAUGCGGAAAAUUUGAGAGUCACCAUUUGUUCGGAGAAAGAUUUCAUAGAUGGGAAGAAACUGAAGUCAUGUAUUGAGUCUGCUUUUGAUGAAAUCUUCAUAUUAGCACUCAAGUCUUCUCCACCACCUGCAUGAAUAUAUAUACACAUACUCUACCAGUAUUCCUGCAUGCA
This is a messenger RNA of Ipomoea nil (Japanese morning glory), 887 nucleotides long. Its product is annotated as O-acyltransferase WSD1-like. The transcript has 2 exons. NCBI's taxonomy places the organism in Eukaryota, Viridiplantae, Streptophyta, Magnoliopsida, Solanales, Convolvulaceae. Gene Ontology annotation, biological process: triglyceride biosynthetic process. Gene Ontology annotation, cellular component: plasma membrane. Gene Ontology annotation, molecular function: diacylglycerol O-acyltransferase activity; long-chain-alcohol O-fatty-acyltransferase activity. Bases 107 to 661 code for a protein of 184 amino acids. The record is from RefSeq and is a predicted model, not a curated record.